AUGACUUCAGUUACACGUACCCAAGCCUCUGCAGCGCGGCGGAGUUUCUGGCAUCUUAUCGGUGUUGGUACUCUCUGCGCAGGCACAACCGCUGGUGGUGGUGUACUGCUGUAUUAUCGCUUUGUCUGGCUGCCGGAACAACGCCGGAUUACGCACCAACAGCAAAUGUUAAAAAUUCGACCACCGGUGCGCCGCACAAGUCCAUACAUCGCUGGUGGAAAUAAUACACUAUUAAUAGAUGAAUCGCUGCUGAAUAUGCCGAGAAUUCUCUUUUAUGGUUUAGUGCUUGUACGUAUGUUUAUGCUGGCACUUCAUGCGGUGCCGGUGUUAUGGUAUGCCUUUCUCACCUAUGGGCUUCACUUGUGUGAGGAGCGUAUUCUAUUUGAUAAGGUGCGGGAUGCUCUUACCAAUAUGGGUCCAAGUUAUAUUAAGUUUGGACAGUGGAUGGCUUCUCGACCAGACUUUUUUCCCCCAACGUUGUGUGAUUCAUUAGAGAAAUUGUAUGAUGAUACCCCACCGCAUCGUUGGUCCCAUACAGAGAAGAUUCUACGCCGUACAUUCCGUGAGAUGGAUACUCCUGAAAUGAUUGGAAAUUCUGGAGAAACUGCAGGAAAGGUGACGACGACGAUGAUGAAGAAGAUGACAUCUGAUUCGGAUACAAAAGGAACAGGAUCAGAAGUGGAAACAUCAUUGAUUCCUCAUCGUAAACAAGAAGAAAAAGAAAAAAAGCAAAAUGCACUGCAUUAUUUACAUGAGAUUGAGAAAUUGCCUGUUAAUAGUGGCAGUAUUGCGCAGGUUCACCGAGGGGUAUUACGUGAGGAUGUGGAUGGUAUUCCUGCCGGUACAGAAGUGGCUAUUAAAGUCACACACCCACGCAUUCGUGAGUGUGUUGCUGCCGACUUGAUUGCCAUGCAUUGGUUUGUUAAUCUUCUCACAUUUUUAGUUCCUAGUGCGGCAUAUUUUGAUCUACACACCAGUUUGUAUGAAUUUUCAUCAUUAAUUCGCUCACAAUUAAAUCUAAGACAGGAAUGUGAUAAUUUACUGCAGUUUAUUUAUAAUUUCCGUGACUUCCCUGGUGUGAUAUUUCCUAAACCACUUCCCUCCCUCUGUACAGAGGAUGUACUUAUUGAGACAUUUGAGGAAGGUCGUCCCUUGCAGGAACUUAAAAGCAGUGAUGAAUUGUAUGAUGUUGCUGAACGUGGAUGUCAUAUGUUUCUUAAAAUGCUUUUUGAAGAUAACUUUGUACAUUCUGAUUUACAUCCUGGUAAUCUUCUACUACGCACGAAUCCCGGCGCACCACUCUACGCCUCUCCGUUAUCCACAGGAGGAGGAAUUCAUAAUAAUGAUAAUAAUAAUAAUAAUAGUGGUGCUGGUGUAUAUCCUGAUGGAAAGGUGAAGUUACGGCAUGAGUUGAUUGUACUGGAUGCGGGUCUUGUUACCACACUUUCUAAGGAGGAGCGAAAUAACUUUAUUUCACUCUUUGCCGCAGUGGCCUGCGGUGAUGGUGAUCUAGCUGCAGAUCUCAUGUUGGACCGCAUGCCACAAUACAAUACUACCGGCCGUCGUAGGAGUAAUAAUAAUAAUAAUAAUAAUAAUAAUAAUAAUAAUAAUAGUGGUAGUGGUAGUCGACGUCCUGAAGUAGAUCGUAUAAAGUUCCGUCAUGAUAUGAAUGAAAUAUUUAGUCUUGUCGCACCAGGUAACUCUAAUGGGUUUACAUUAAGUAAUAUUCGUAUUGGACCAGUGCUUGCACAGAUCUUAAAUACAUUACGUGAGAAUCGAGCGACGAUUGAUGGAAACUUUGCCUCUCUGGUACUUACCGUUAUGGUUGGAGAAGGACUUGGUAGGCGAUUAACACCGAAUUUCAAUAUCUUUGCAGAGGCCGCCCCAUACUUGGUGGCUCUCUUGGAGGAUGGAGAGUUGUACUUUCUCGCCUCUAAGCUGCGAGAGACGUAUGGAACCACAACACUAUUGCGGGAUUCGUUGGGAUUAGUGCGGCGUGAUCGUGCGGUGACGUAUUUUGAAAUCGGAACGAAGAAAGUAACAAAGGUGAUCAGUCGGUUGCGGGAUGCAUUGACGGGCUCAACAACAUCAACAACAAUAAUACCAGAAGUUGUUGAUGUUAAUGUUAAUGCUAAAGUAGGUGACAAUUUGGCGAAUGGAACUUGA
Molecule: messenger RNA, 2166 nt
Organism: Trypanosoma theileri
Lineage: Eukaryota; Euglenozoa; Kinetoplastea; Trypanosomatida; Trypanosomatidae
Product: ubiquinone biosynthesis protein
Exons: 1
Coding region: 1-2166 (721 amino acids)
Source: RefSeq, a predicted model, not a curated record